AUGGACUCCACAAAGAGAAGACCACAGAAUGCAGUAAAAGAACCGAUAAUAGGGUCACCAUUGUCUGAUCCUGGCAUACCUUCAUUUUCCACUUCACCACAAUCAAUGUUUAUAGAACGAACGCAAUCACUUGAUGCUCUUCAAGAUUUUGAUUUUGUUCAAGGAUCGCCUUCUGCUCAAAGUGAGAUCGAUGUCAUCUUGGACGACGGCACGACUCAAAAACGAACGGUAUCUUUAUCGACAAUACCCGACAUAGAUGAAAGUCCAGAUGAUCGUACUCCUUUAUUAUCAUCCCAUAAGGCCAAGUACCAAGCGACAAACAGUCCUUUGAUAUCUUCUUCGUCUUCCGAUAGCGACUCUGACGAACCCUUUUUCCCUGUCCGACGUAAAAAGCCACACCGCAAACAUCAUGCUAUCAUAGAUGACGACGAUAACAGCACGAGGUUCGCCAUGCUCUGGGGCAAACUAUGGGCUCGACUACAACUGACUCCAAGUCAACGAUUGGUAUUAAAGUGUAGUUUUGCCUACCUGUUAGGCUCUCUGUUUACUUUCAUACCUGCCUUGAAUCGAUUGAUCGGUAACAACCAUACGUCAAGUCAUCUGGUAGCCACAGCCACCGUCUUUUUUAAUCCGGCCAAGACACUCGGUGGCAUGCUCGAGGCUGCUGCUUAUGGAUGGGGCUACGUUCUCUUUGCUGUCACGCUCUGUCUAGGUUCCAUGUUCACUACUGACUACUUUAUUGACCGCAACCAUGAGACGAUCGCACACUGUAUCUCUCUUUUCGUUUGGCUCGCAGGAGCCACAUUUACGGUCUCGUUCUUAAAAGCGCAUUGGAAUAAACCACCGGUAGCGACGGCAUCCUCACUCUGUUUCAUCACCAUCUUUAUCAUCGUUGUGCGUGAAGGCUCAGUCAACCGAGGCGAUUUUGAUACGACCCGUAUCGAACAGAUCACGUCCGCUGUGGCCACGGGCACACUCAUCACUGUGGCCUGUUGUAUUCUGUUUUGGCCCUCGUCUGCAGCAAGUAAGCUCAAGAAGGACCUAGACGCCUCACUCGCCUCCUACCGUGUUUUACUCAAGCUUUUAACCAAGACGUUCUUGCUUGACGACGAUUUACCCGAAUUUAAGGCGAACCGUACACUCCAGGCCGCCAUCCAAUCACAUCAGGCCAGUUUUACCGCCCUCCAGAAAUCGCUCAAGGAAGCCAAACUCGAGUCGUUUUGGAACAGUGAAGUGCGUGGCAAGACUCAAGAAUACGAUCAGAUUGUCAAGAGCAUGCAGCGACUUGCUCAGCACAUGGGCGGCCUUCGAAGCAGCUGCGGUAUCCAGUUUGAGAUGAUGGGUAGCGAGGCUACACAGCAAUACAAGGAGAUGGCGCGAAACAAGAAACAAAAAUCACUUUUUGGUGGAUCAAAAACUCAGAGCAGCUUGAUGACAAGUGAUGUCAAUUGGAACGUACGAGCUGGGUAUAGACGACGAAAGCUUCAGGAUGAGAUGCGCAAACAACGGUCCCUUGCGUUUGAUUCAGAUGUUGUCCUAAAUACUCCUUCCACCUCAAAAGUAGAAGAAAAGAGUACGUCCCUGUUUGAUUUUAUCCAGACUAUUCGACCUCCACUCAAAUCCCUUGCUUAUACCUGCAAACAGACCCUUUACCACUUACAGAGCAGUUUCACGUCUGGAGUUAAAAACCCUACUCCUUCCAUGUCCCUACUCAAGACGAACCUCCAAAAGGCCAUCUCGCUUUUUGAAGCAUCACAAAAACAUGCCAUUCAAAAGUUAUAUCAGAAACGACUGGACUACUUGCGAAAACAUAGACAGGGCACAGAUAAAGAAGUUGAGACAGAGGCUGUCGGCAGCAUCUUGGGCGAAGAAGUCUUUUUGGUGUAUUUCUUUGUGUUCAAUAUGACCGAAUUCGCAAAAGAACUUAUUACGCUCGUAGAGAAUAUGCAGAAACUACACGAGACGAAACAGGUCGGGUUCUUCACUUGGCUGUUCUCGUGGAGAAAAAAGACAGUGAGUACAUCUUCUGUCAAAACAACACCUUUUAUUCCAAACGAACGCAACACGUUUGAUACACUGCAUACACCUAAACCAAAGACGAAAUGGCGCAAAUUCUUCAUUCAGCUCUGGAUGACAUUUUCGUUAUUCAAAUUGCAGAAAGUAAGGUAUGCAACAAAGGCAACCAUCGCUGCCGUUUUACUGGCUCUGCCUGCGUUUUUAGAACCGACAAAGGAAUGGUUUAGAGAGUAUCGUAUGGAAUGGGCAUUGAUUACAUUGAUGGUUGUGAUGACGCCCACUGUAGGAGGAACUAACUUGGUGGCCGUAUACCGUAUCUUCUCAACGAUUCUUGGCUGUUACUCUGCCAUGAUCUUUUACAUGCUCUUUCCGGCCAACAUGUAUGUCUUGCCGAUCAUCACCUGGCUGUUUUCAAUUCCCAACUUUUGGAUGAUUCUCAACAAUAAACACGGCAAGUUUGGUCAGUUCACUUUGCUCGCUUACAAUCUGGUCAUGCUCAACAAGUACAACGACCGAGACACAAACGAGGUUGAGGUAUGGCGAUUGGCAAUGCAGCGUUGUUUUGCCAUCUUGGUCGGUGUCGUCUUUGGUUUGAUCGCCACAGCCUAUGUCUGGCCAUACGAGGCACGUGUUGAACUUCGAAAGGGUCUCUCUGACCUCUUACUGCGUCUGGCCUGGCUCUACCAAAAACUGAUCUCGCUCUAUGCAGAUGUACCCAUCAAACUGAAGCAGCCCUUGGAUCCACGCGCAUCUGAAACCCAGAUCUUGACGUACGAAGCUCAGGAAAAAUUGGCGACACAGUCGUUUAUGGACCUUGAACUCAGCUUGCAGCGAUCACUCAUCGAGCUGAACGAUUUACUUUCACAGACACCAAACGAGCCUCGCCUGAAGGGGCCGUUCCCUAUCAAUACAUAUCGUACCAUGCUGCUGUCUUGUCAAAACAUUGUCGAUCGGUUCUUGUCGAUGCGUACCGUCAUGCUCAAGGAUGCCUGGCAUAAUCAUGUACAGCAUGACUUUAUGGCACCCGUUGCUCAUGAACGGCGUGAAAUGAUUGGCAAUGUUCUCUUAUACUUUUAUUUGCUCGCUUCUGCCCUACGUCUAAAGACGCCCAUGCCUCCUUAUUUCCCCCCAGCUAGAAAGGCCUGGCAGCAGCUCCUGUCUCAUCUUAAAAGUGCGCCUAUUGCCCAAUCCAAGCAGUUAUUAGAACAGGAUAAUGUCUAUGUGUUUUAUUAUGCAUAUGUUACUCUCAUGGAAGAUGUAAUUCGUGAAUUAGACAAGCUGGGUGAUAACAUGACCAAACUGUUUGGAUCGCUUGUGCCAAUCGAUCAAUGGGAGUUACUGUUUGAUGAAGAGCAUAAUAUUUAA
Rhizopus microsporus ATCC 52813 is the source of this 3381-nucleotide messenger RNA. RefSeq lists its product as uncharacterized. NCBI's taxonomy places the organism in Eukaryota, Fungi, Mucoromycota, Mucoromycetes, Mucorales, Rhizopodaceae. The transcript is spliced from 4 exons. The record is from RefSeq and is a predicted model, not a curated record. The coding region runs from base 1 to 3381 and encodes 1126 amino acids.